CUUUUUGCUAACAUAUAUUCCUCACAACCCUUCUCCUUCAAUUCAACCCAACUUAACACUCAUCAAUUUCCACUCCUUGCAACCAUAGUCACAAACUCAAAUAUCUAUCCAAAUUUCUAAUAAUUUUCUUCCCAAAAUCACAAUAGUAUCAUGAGUUUGGAGGAGUAUGGAAAGAAGCCGGUGUCGGUUGGGCCGUGGGGAGGCAACGGCGGAUACCGGUGGGACGACGGCGUGUAUUCAUCGGUGAGGCAGUUUGUGAUUGUUCAUGGUGAAGGAAUUGACUCCAUUCAGGUUGAAUAUGACCAUAAUGGAAAUUCUAUUUGGUCAGGGAAGCAUGGUGGAAGUGGUGGCCAUAUAACUGACAAGGUGAAGCUUGAUUAUCCAGAUGAAUAUCUAACAUCAAUUGAGGGAUACUAUGGAAGCUUAAGCCAAUGGGGUGCUUGCUAUGUUAGGUCCUUGAGUUUUGAGAGUAACAAAAGAACUUAUGGACCCUUUGGUUCUGAAAAAGGAAUACAUUUUUCAUUGCCAGUUUCUGGGGCAAAGGUAGUUGGAUUCCAUGGUAGAUGUGCUUGGCACUUAGAUGCCAUUGGUGUGUACCUAAACUCCUUCCAACCAAACCCAUCAAAGGCUUUGUCUCUUUCAAAAAGUUACUUAGUUAACACUACUACUACUGAAGCUUCUGGUGGCUACUCUGUUAUACAAGGAAGUGUUGGUCAAGGAUUUGAUAUUGUUCUUGCUUUGAGACAAAAAGAUGAACUUGGUAAUAAGCCUAUGGGGAAGAUUUCUAGUUUCAAUGAGUCUAAAGUUGUUGAAGAACCUUCCUUGGGGAAGAUUUCUAGCUUCAACAAGGAGUCAAACAAUAUUGAAGAACCUAAAGAAAAGGUAGGUCAAGUGGAGAAGACACCUUCAAUGGUUGAAGGUAUAGUAACAUAUGGCCCUUGGGGUGGUAGUAGUGGAUACUUAUUUGAUGAUGGACCCUACAAUGGAAUUAGGCAAAUCAACUUGUCCAGGAAUAUUGGAAUUGUAUGGAUUAGAGUUUUGUAUGAUUUGGAUGGGGAAAGAGUCUGGGGUCAUAAACAUGGUGGAGCAGGAGGAUACAAAAAUGAUAAGAUAUUCUUUGAUUUUCCAUAUGAAGUCCUAACACAUAUAUCUGGGUACUAUGGAUCUGUGAUGUACAUGGGACCUGUGGUAAUAAAAUCACUAACCUUUCACACAAAUAAAAGGUUGUAUGGACCAUUUGGAGAAGAACAUGGGACUUAUUUCACAACAAAGCUUAUUAAAGAAGGGAAAGUGGUUGGAAUCCAUGGUAGAAAUGGUUUGUUUCUUGAUGCUCUUGGUGUGCAUGUCAUGGAAGGGAAAGUAAUGGCACCAGUGAAGGCACCCCCUUCUCCUUCUUCCAUGGCAAUGAUCCCAAGAGAACCAACCAUUCCUGAAAUAAUGGAAAGUCCUCAAUUGCCCUUGCCAGCUAGAUUGUCACAUUCUAAAUCAGCACCUGUUGAAGAGAUCCCUUAUGGUGUGAUAAAAGAACCAGCACCAUGUGGGCCAGGUCCAUGGGGUGGGGAUGGAGGAAGACCUUGGGAUGAUGGGGUGUUUUCUGGAAUUAAGCAAAUUUAUUUGACAAAAGCACCAGAAGGCAUUUGCUCAAUUCAAAUUGAGUAUGAUCGAAACAAGCAAUCUGUUUGGUCUGUUAGGCAUGGUGGUAAUGGAGGCAAUAUCAUGCAUCGGGUAAAAUUGGAGUAUCCACAUGAAGUAUUAACUUGCAUAUCUGGCUAUUAUGGUCCAAUUACUGCUGAUGAACAAGCAGUAAUAAUAAAGUCACUAACAUUAUACACAAGUAGAGGAAAGUUUGGUCCAUUUGGUGAGGAAGUAGGCAAGUUUUUCACUUCAACAACAACUGAGGGUAAGGUCGUAGGUUUCCAUGGCAAGAGUAGCAUCUACUUGGAUGCAAUUGGAGUUCAUAUGCAACACUGGCUUGGAAGUCACAAACCUUCAAAAUCAUCAUCAAUAUUCAAGUUAUUUGAUUUGUGAACAACUCAUAAGUAUUAAGGAUCAAAUAUUUUAGUUAAUUACCUACAUGAUUACUUGUUAUACUAUGAAUAACUAACACUUUGGUUACACUACAUGUUGGGACCAAAUGUAAGGCUUCUUUGUUAUACUAUAGAGAAGAAUGAUGAUAAUUCAUUAUACAUAAUUAAAAGGUUUAGUUUAAAUAAGAUGCAUAUUUUGUUUUCU
This is a messenger RNA of Arachis stenosperma, 2232 nucleotides long. Its product is annotated as jacalin-related lectin 3-like. Gene Ontology annotation, molecular function: carbohydrate binding. NCBI's taxonomy places the organism in Eukaryota, Viridiplantae, Streptophyta, Magnoliopsida, Fabales, Fabaceae. The transcript has 7 exons. The coding region runs from base 151 to 2028 and encodes 625 amino acids. The record is from RefSeq and is a predicted model, not a curated record.